AUGCGUAUUAUUAAGGAAGAACGUAAAGGCUUCCUAUCCCACAUCCAUGUUAAAUGUAAUAUGUGCAAUGAAACGUGUAUUAUUCCAACCUGCAAAGAAUCGAACGAUGACAUAAACAAAGAUGCUGUCCUUGGUGUAAUGUCAAUUGGUUCUGGCCUUUCCCACUUGCAGCAAAUAUCAGCUUCUCUGGAUAUACCGUGCAUGUCAGGACGUAUGUAUAGCACUGUUCAUGAUGAGAUUUCCAAUGUUUGGGAAGAAACAAGUAUUAAAGCUAUGAAGGAUGCAGCAGACGAAGAAAAAGCUUUAGCUAUUGCUGCUGGUGAUAUUAAUGAAAGUGGCAUUCCAACAAUAACAGUUGUAGCGGAUGGCAGUUGGGCAAAGAGGUCUUAUGGAAACCGAUAUAACUCUUUAUCAGGUGCUGCAGCAAUUGUGGGAUAUCGCACUAAAAAGGUUUUAUUCAUAGGGGUACGAAACAAAUUUUGCCUGGUAUGUGACUCCAAAAGAAAAGAGAAUUCCACCCCAAAAGAUCACAAAUGCUACAAAAACUGGACUGGCUCUGCUGCAAGCAUGGAGGCAAAUAUAAUAGCAGAAGGGUUUCAGCGAAGCAUUGAGAUGUAUGGUCUGAUAUAUAACAGACUUAUAGCAGAUGGCGACAGCAACACGUACAAAAGAAUUUUAGAAGUUCACCCUUAUGAAAACAUUCGUGUUAAAAAAAUAGAAUGCAAAAAUCAUUUGUUGCGCAAUUAUUCAAAAAAAAUUAGAGAUCUCGUGAAAGAUACGCAAGCAGGUCCUCUAAAUCUUCGAAAAAUAAUUGAACAAAAUCAGCUUAGACUACGAUGGGCAAUAACCAAGGCAAUAUCACAUAGGAAGAAUGAAAAUGGGUCUUUAGACCAGAAAAUCAUCAACUUAAAACGGGACAUGAAUAACUCGAUAAGUCAUGUUUUUGACGAACACCGAGAAUGUCAGGAUUUGGGAUAUUUUUGUUACAAGGCCUAUAACGAAAAUAAUGUUUUAAAUGAUUUAAAAUCGACUGAUUUGUACCAGAAACUGUGCACUUUCAAAAAUUAUUUAGUACGCCAUGCUGAGAGUCUAAUCCAUGAUGUGGAAAAUAAUAGCGUUGAACAGUUUAACUCUGUUAUAGCAAAAUUUAUAGGAGGAAAACGAGUUAAUUAUUGCCAACGACGGUCCUAUCAAAGCAGAUGCGCAGCUGCAGUAGUAAGUCACAAUACAAAGAGAGUAAUCUACACGGCACGUAAACAUCUAUCUCCUGGAAAAAGUCCAAGCAAGUUUUCUAAAAAAAUGGAACUCAGAAGGACAGAAAAAAACCGAAAUAGAAAACCCGCCUGUAGAAAACCGUUGUUUUCAAAAAAGAACACUGAAACUGAAGAUAAUAAAAGUUAUGGAGAAAAAUGUGAAAAACCAGAUAUGACAGAUGAAGAAUUGAGACAUGCCAAAAACGAUUUCAAAGAAAGUUUAUGUAGGAGUAGUGAAGACAUAAAAACCAUUGAAGUUUUGACAAGGCAGCAGCAAAAUUCCGAUCUAUGGUAUUUGGAAAGACGAAAACGGCUGACGGCAUCUAUGUUUGGUGUGGUUUGCCGACGAAGGCCUACAACCGGUUGUAAAUCGUUGGUACAAUCUAUUUUAUAUCCCAAAAAAUUUUAUUCGGCUGCAUGCGACUAUGGCAACAAAUAUGAAUCAGUAGCUAGAAAUGCACUAGAAAAACUUAUUGGCAAAAAAAUUGAACCAUGUGGGCUAUUCAUUGACCAAGAACAACAAUUUCUAGCAGCUUCACCAGAUGGUAUAAUUGAGGAAAAGGGUAUUGUGGAAAUAAAGUGUCCAUAUUCUGCAACGGAAAUGACCCCUGAAGAAGGCAUAAUAAAAAGAAAAAUUACUUUUUGGGACAAAAAUGGUGUAAUCAAUAAAAAACAUAAGUGGUUUUACCAAGUACAGGGCCAAUUACAUGUAGCUAAACGAUUAUACUGUGUCUUCGCUGUGUGGACGCCCCACGGAUUGAAAACAGAAACUAUCCUUGCAGACGAAUCUUUCUGGUCACAUGAAAUGCAGGAUUACCUUGUAGAUUUUUUUGACAAUUGCCUUUUGCCAGAGAUUGUAGAUUCAAGAGUAGCACGUAAUAUGCCUAUCCGAGACAUAAAAAAACAAGUCAUUAAAAGACCUGUAGAGACACCCCUACCUCCCAAACACUUUUGACUACCCUGAAUAGUCAAUUGAGGAUGUUAGUAUUUUACAUUAUUAGCCAGGCAAAACAUGUUUUACUGGCGAUUGAAGGAAAUGACUAGCGAGCCGUCAGGCGAGCUUGUCACUUUCAAGAGCCAGUAAACACUGCUACCUGGCGUAUAAUGUACAAUAAUUUAUUUGUCACUCUUCCAGAAGGUAUAUAUACCUACAAGUAAUUAUUCUUGUGAUAAAACUGAUUUUUUGAAAAUAAAUAAGUCUACUAACUUGUAAUAGUUAUUUACAUUUAGUGCAUUUAUGAACAUGAUUACUAUAACGAGUGCGGAAAAUUAGAAAGAUGAGGUCGUAGACCGAGUCGUUCUAAUCAUACGAAUUUUGUAGUCAUGUUUAAACGCACGUGUUAUGUACAACGUUUUAUCUACAAAGCAAAAAUUAAGCAUGUUUUUUCA
This is a messenger RNA of Ceutorhynchus assimilis (cabbage seed weevil), 2642 nucleotides long. Lineage: Eukaryota; Metazoa; Arthropoda; Insecta; Coleoptera; Curculionidae. The record is from the annotation of a GenBank genome assembly.